AGCAAGGCAGUCCUGUAUAGGUGUGAAGGUUUGCUUGCAUUAGGGAUACCCCUGGGCAGAAGUAGAGAGCGUAGCGUGUGUCCGAGCGUGUGCACGGCCGACCGAGAAGAACAGCGGGCAGAAAAAGAUAAGGGCCGAAAGCGGGCGAAGCUUACGCUGAUAGGAAGAAUCUCGCAACGGACACUGGGCAGGCCUUCACGAAGGACGAAAACAAGAGAAUUGCAACGCACGGAAACCGAGGAAGCUUCUAUCAGGAAGACGUCAGACUACCAUCGACGCCAGCACCAUCAGCUACCUCAUGCCUACCAACCGAGGCGUGUUCGAGCUCACCAUCUUGGGCUGCUCGGGCGGCCCCAUAUCAGGGAAAACGUGCUCCUUCAUGCUCAAGCCCACCGACGUGGACUACGCUGCGAUUGUGUCGCAGGACGGCGCAGCAGAGGGCGCCCUGCUAGUCAUUGACGCCGGCACGGGCUUGACGUCCCUCGUCGACAUCCUGCAGAACAGCUCCUCCUACAUGGAGUCGUGCUUUUUGUUGGAGCUCUACCCGCAGAACCAGGACCUCAUUGCCACUUACGUCAACACACAGAACCUGGCCAUCACGGCGCCGCUGCGGGCUCUCCGGACGGCGGCCGCCGGUACGAGGUCGAGUCUCCAGCUCGCAGACGAUGUGCUCAACUCCAUCGACGCCUACCUCAUCACCCACCCACACUUGGACCACGUCGCCAGCUUGGUCAUCAACUCGCCGGCCUUCUCCUCGCCCAAGGCCGUCUACGGCCUUCCAGACACAGUCGCCUCGAUCAAAGACAACCUCUUCAAUGGCCGCGUGUGGCCCGACCUGGUCAGCAUGGGCAUCAUCGCCCUCCACCAGCUCGCAGACAGCGUCCGGGUCACAGAUAUCUCCAGGCGAUAUAGCAUCACCCCCUUCAAGGUUUCCCACGGCAUCACAGCAUCAGGCAGCCGAUAUAUAAGCACCGCCUUUCUCAUCACCGACACCAAGCACGACUCAAGCAUCCUCCUUUUUGGCGACGUCGAGUCUGACGUCGUCGCCAACUGCAACUACAACAAAGUCAUCUGGACACACGCGGCCCCGCUCAUAACAGCAAACAAGCUCAACACCAUUGUCAUUGAGUGCUCCACCGUGGACAAGCCGCCGCCCUUGUUUGGCCACAUGACCCCCUUCAACUUGAUCUACGAGCUCUCGACGCUACGCAAAUUGUGUGUCGAUCUCCGGUACCCCGACACGUACAUUGGGUCCCGCUACCAGCCCUUGGCCGGCUUCAAUGUCAUCAUCAUACACGUGAAGGAAACGCUGGACGACGUGAACCCCAGAUGCCUCAUUUUGCAGAGGCUCAACACUCUCAACACGAAUUUCAACCUCAAAAUCAAUUUCACGAUGGCCUUGUCGGGCUUGUCAUUUGUGUUGUGA
This is a messenger RNA of Pichia membranifaciens NRRL Y-2026, 1426 nucleotides long. RefSeq lists its product as hypothetical. Gene Ontology annotation, molecular function: 3',5'-cyclic-AMP phosphodiesterase activity; 3',5'-cyclic-GMP phosphodiesterase activity. The transcript has 3 exons. The coding region runs from base 299 to 1426 and encodes 375 amino acids. Lineage: Eukaryota; Fungi; Ascomycota; Pichiomycetes; Pichiales; Pichiaceae. The record is from RefSeq and is a predicted model, not a curated record. Gene Ontology annotation, biological process: negative regulation of glucose mediated signaling pathway; cAMP catabolic process; cGMP catabolic process.